This is a messenger RNA of Cladocopium goreaui, 7191 nucleotides long. Lineage: Eukaryota; Dinophyceae; Suessiales; Symbiodiniaceae. The record is from the annotation of a GenBank genome assembly.
AUGGGGACCUUUCGUCGGCACUUGAGCGUUUUGCUCUGGAAGAACUCCGUGCUGAAACGUCGGCACCCAUGCUCGUUGUUCUCCGAGCUGUUCCUAGCCAUCGGUUCCAUCGGAUUACUGACACUGGCUAGACACUUGACCUCCAACCUCGAGACACAAGAUUUUGAAGCUGAACAUCAUGUUAUGAAGUCCAUGUUGGUGCGUUUGCCGGAGUGUGCAGAGUUCUUGCCCGACUGUUCCGUGGAGCUGGUAAAGACAGAAGCGCAUAGUGCUUCCUGCGUGGAAGGCAUCACUUUCGGCUGCAAGGGAGACGUGCAUCAUACAGGUCGGCCUGGAGUUUGGGCGGUGAUGGGCUGCUAUGGCCUCUUUCGUGUGAAAGGCCAUCAAGAUGCAGAUGAGCACUAUGUCCACUGCAAGGCGGGGAGCAAAUUCUGUUGGCCCACAGUGAAUGCAGUGCUGAUGACACCGCACUGUGGAGUGACCAGCCAAGAGCGAUGGCGGUGCCAAAACAUGUGCGUCUUCUGCGUGCGACAUACCGGACAGCUGGGGCAGCUGGGGCUCAGUUUGAAAUUCUUUGAGAUGCCUCAGAGGGUGGUCUUGGAAAUUCGCUACCCAGGCAAACAAACAGAGACAAACGAGAGAUUGAGUGUCAUGUUUGAGAGCUGGCCUGAAUUCAAUGAGGAAACUGAAUGGCCCAAGAUUGAACAACACCUCCAGAAAUUGAGACUUAGGGAAAAGUUGGACAACUGUACUGUCCAUUACUACAAAAGCUCUUCUGACCACCUGGAGCUCAAGGACUCCAGCAGUCUGGCAGCUUUGGCGCAGAGGCUUCAGCUUCAAAAGCUACUGCCCCUGCGUUUCAUCCCACUGAUGCAUGUGCGAGAUGGCAAUGGUGGUGAGACUGCUUACGAUCGUUUCGAAUGUCUGGGCCGAGGAGGAUUCGGAGUUGUUUUUGAGGUUCGAGACCGAGUUUCCAACAAGCGCCAUGGACUGAAGAUGUCCUUGCCUGAUGAGAAUUCUCUGCAAAGUAUGAAGAACGAAAUCGACACUCUUUUGAAGCUGGACCACCCCAACAUCAUACGACCUCUCAGCACAGGUGAUGUUUGGGACCCUGUCUAUGGCUGCCUCCCUGUUUUCCUCAUGGAGUUGGGACUGUAUUCUGUUGCGGAGUUGCACAGUGAGCCGUACAAAAAAGCCGCUGCCAAAGCUGUGGUAAAGCAGGUGACAGCUGCAUUGCUGUAUCUGUACGAAAAAGGUUUCGGACAUAUGGACCUGACUGCUUCCAACAUCCUUGUGACCAGCGAAAGUGCGUGCAGCGGUGAGCUGCAGUUGGAGGUUAAGCUGAUUGAUGCAGGUGGUGCUGGAAAACUUGGAACCGAUUUGGUAACGCAAAGAACCAAAGGGUUCUCAAAUCCGAUCUUGUUUUCUGGCAACAGGCAGCCUCCUGUAAGCUUCUGUCAAGACGUGUUCAGCCUCAUCAAAACUGUGCGUGAGCUUGCAGGCUCGCACUUCAUAAUUGUCCUGGACUUGUUGGAUGAAUUGAGUCGCAUAGCUGAACGAUUUGGAGACAACAGAGAUGCAGUCAUUGAGGGUGUACGGUUCCAGCCGGAAGGAGCACAGUAUCGAACAGUUUUCAGCUUGUGCAGCAAGGCCUUCAAAGUGGAUAUGGGUGAUAUUACCUUUCGCUUGAGCAGUCACUUUUUGAGAAAACAAUUGACAGAGUUGACCGUUAGCCAGCAAAUUUCCAAAGGUCAGGACAUGUUGCUGCGAUUCGCACUGUUGGAAAAUAUGAUGAUUUCCCAAGUAUCUUCCAGCAAUUCCGAAGCUCUGCGUGAGCAGUGGGACGACGCGAUGUUUGUGCUUGGAGCCAUGCGAGUACAUAGGUGUGCUCUCAUGUUUGCAUCCAAGCAGCUGCAGAAGGAAGCGGUUCAGCGAAACGGCUCCGACCUUCAGUUUGUCUCAGAGGACUUGCAGGCUGAUGGGCAAGUCGUGCUGGAGGCAGUGCAACAGGACGGCUCUGCGCUGCAAUUUGCCUCAAAGGACUUGCAGAGAGAUCUGGCUAUUGUGCUGGCAGCAGUUCAACAAAAUGGUUCUGCACUUCAGUUUGCUUCAGAGGACCUCCAGGGUGACAGGCAAGUUGUGGUGGAGGCAGUUCGACAGCAACGCCCUGCGCUGCGAUUUGCUUCAAAGGAUCUGCAGAGGGAUGAGACCAUUGUCCAGGAAGCAGUUCGAACCCUUCAAGUUGGGCCACAUAGCGAGGUGCUGAAAGCUGCGGCGAUAGCAAGAGCUCUGCAGGAUGACAGUCAAAUUGAAGCUGUUACUUGGUACACCAUGCCUUUGUCUGGAUGGGCUCGCCGUUUUGGUUACCAGCACUCAGUGGUGCUGGUGAAGGUGAAUGGUUUCUCCUAUGCGAUCGAGAGAGCAUGUCCUGGUCGCGUUGACUUGGUGAGGCAGAAAACAUUGAUUCAGGAUGCCACUAAGAAGGGGCUUUUUGUAUCCGAUUGGGAAGAUUUCCUUCAAGUCCCCCACUUGGCCCUAUUUGAAAAAGUGGCACCACUGCAGGAUGUUGACAUCAAACAAGGCAUAUCCCCCAAGAGUUUGGUGAUGCACCUGCUGAGCUUUGGCGAAUACAACACGGGAAGCAACAACAGCCACCACACAGCCAUGGAAGUGUUCAACUUUUGCACGGAGAGACGGACCCUCACCUCCUUGCCUAUCAACUGGUGGCAAAGCCAAGUCGCAAAGGUUUUCCAAUUCCUUAGGUCAGAUUCCGCAAGUGAACCGUUGUACAACGAUGUCAUUAAAGUCAUCAGACCUUCAUAUAUCACUGGAAGCAUCUCCCCAGAGUGGUCAUCUGAUGGCAAGACUCCGCCGUACUUUCAAGAAGUUGACAGGGGAUCAGCGCAGUACCAGAAGGUCAAGGAGUUUGUCAUGAAGUUUGGUGGCGAUGAGAUUCCAGGCCUUGAGAUUCAGAAGAUCCUGCGAUACGAAAAUUUCCGGUCCUAUAGCGAUUAUGUUCACAAACUGAAAGAUAAAACUGCUCACCAGAAGUACAGUUGGCUGUUCCCUUUUGAGAAGAUGGUGGUUGAAGAACGAGGGUUUCAUAAAAGUUUGACAUUCGCUGCCUAUGGGCAGGGCUUCUACUUUACUCUUGACUUCCGACUUGCAGAUUUCUAUGGAGAUUCAGAAGUGGUGGGGCAUCAUGAGCCACAUCGGACACGCCGCGUGCCUCUGUGCUGUGUGGCUGCAGGAAAGCCUUUCGAUGCAGAGAGGCUUUUUCCUUAUGUUUCAGGUGACCCUUUGAGCGGCCGAACAGAGGCUGAAUGGAUUGAGAAGAUGCAGGAAUUCAAUCGAAACAAACCAGAAGGGCACGACAACAGCUGGAUUGGGGAUGAAUGGGCGCUCAUUGUCGGAGACACUUCGUGGUAUCCUGAUUACCUGGUUGAGUACACCAGCGAUGGGCUUGCCUUGAACCCAUAUGAGGAGCCACACAGAGAGCCGUGCGACUCGGGCUUCGGCCUUCAGCCGAGCGAGUGCUUGAAGCGAAGUUGUUGCUUUGACGCUCGAAGAGGUCAGUGCUUUCGAUCGAAAUCACGGCGCUUGCAGCAAUCUGCUGCCAACACGGACCAGAACACGGAUUCCUUCUCUACUGGUGCUCUGAUGGAUAUGUUGCUCCCCAAGGGUGGUGUCAGACGCCUGGAUGCGACCUUCGCCGUCGCCCCGAAGGGCCACGGCGCCGAAGAGUUCCACACCUGGCUGAGGGCUACACGGCAUCCCUGGGCAGAUCGAGUCCGUUUGUUCGAUACCGCGGAGGACGUGGAGCAACACCUCAGAAGCGACACCUACCCGCGGCGCAAUCAGACAUCGUCGGAGAUGCUCUGUGGCGCCGUGAUCUUCGACACGGAGCCCUGGAGUCAACAGGUGAAGUACACACUUCGCUUCAACCAGAGUUUAGGCUAUGACCCCAAUCUGCCCAGCGUCGCUGCGGUCUUCCGUUCGACCAAGUUGACGACCCAGGGCUUGGUGGAGCCACAGAAGGACGACGGACAGCCAAAGACCUUUAACAAAGGAGGUCUGACCUGGUAUUCUCAAAGUGGGUUUUUAGCUUUGCAACGAAGCGUGGACAACUUCAUUGAGCGAAUCUCUUAUCGUGGUCAGGCUGUGAGUGGUCCAGUGAGCUCGCAAUAUCUUGGAGAAGAUGGACGACCACAUGUGGUGGUGCCCUUCCCUACCCCCGCAUGGUCCUUGGAUGUCUUCGCCAUGCUUAUGCCGCAGCUUCUGUCAGCGUUCCUUCUCAUCUCCUUGGCAUAUUCAGUAAAUCGAAUGAUCACCGGAGUCGUCAUGGAGCGGGAGGCACGUCUUCGUGAAGGCAUGCGGAUGAUGGGCAUGCGAAGCAGCGCCUUCUACGCCUCGUGGGUUGUAACUUACGUCUUGCUGUAUCUCUUUGUGGUCACCGGGGUGGUCUUCCUUUUGUCUGUUGGGUCGAUCUUGCCUCGGAGCAGCCCCUCCCUGCUGUUUGUGUGGCUGAUGAUCUUCUCACUGGCAGCCAUUGCCUAUGGAUUGGUCAUCACGACCUUCUUCACCAGGGCAAAAACUGCAGCCACGGUGGGCUCUAUCCUCUUCUAUACCACCAGUUACUUCAAACACCUGGCGAAUCCGACUUCCUCCAGCUCCACUCUACGGCUGCUAUCCUUGUUGCCCCCGGUGGCCUUCGAAUUGGGUGCUGAUUUGGUGGCUGCCUUGGAGAGUCAACAGGCGAACAUUCACUAUCACAACUAUAGCCUGCUGGAGAGUGCAGUGAUGCUCCUCUUGGACACGCUGUGCCUCUCGGUGCUCUUUCUGUACCUCGACCAGGAUAUUCUGGGCAAAGCACCAACGGAAGCACCACAUGUCGACGUUGAAGCACCAACGGCAAGUUCUGAGGCCAUUGCACUGGUGGAACAGGAUGUUGGUGAGGCAGCAGCCAUGAUGUCUCGGAAUGGCCAAACCGUGGAAAUUGUGAAGCUGUCGAAGCGCUUCGGCCAGUUGCGUGCAGUUGAGAACCUAGACCUGGUGAUGUACCAGGGCGAAAUCUUUGCACUACUGGGCCACAACGGUGCAGGCAGGGAGAGUUGCACUAGAGAUGACUCGAUGACUCGAUGGCUCGAUGGCUCAGGGAAGACGACGACGCUUGGAAUGCUCUGUGGUUUGAUUCCUCCCAGCAGCGGUCGCUGCUCCGUCUUCGGCUCGGAUCGACCCGAGGAGGUCCAACGUUACCUGGGCGUUUGUCCGCAGCAUGACGUUCUGUGGGAGACGAUGACCUGCGAGGAGCAUCUCAAACUCUUUGCUGGCUUCAAAGGAGUCCCAAACGAGGCAGUCUCUCGAGAGGUCUCGUACAUGUUGGAUCGUGUGGGUCUUGAAAAGGCCGGUGCUUGCAAAACGCAAGCAGGACGUUUGAGCGGUGGAAUGAAGCGAAAGUUGAGCUUAGGCAUCGCCUUCCUGGGUGGAUCGCGAUUGGUGGUCUUGGACGAACCAACCAGUGGUCUGGACCCUUUCUCUCGUCGUUCAGUGUGGGAGCUUCUGCGGUCGAUGAAGCAAGGCCGUGUCACAGUCCUAUCCACUCACUACAUGGACGAGGCUGACAUCCUUGGAGACAGGAUCGCCAUUCUGCACGAGGGCCGGCUGAAGUGCUGCGGUGAGGGACCCCAGAGGGUGUGUCCACGGCUGCGCCUGGAUUGCACGUGGAUUGCACAUGGAAGCUACAAUGUGACCUUUGUGAAACGCCCUGGCUGUGACAUUGACAUCGUGCGUGAGGCCGUGUGCCGCCAUGUGCCAGAGCUCACCUCAGAGGUCUCUGUGUUGUCCAACAGCGGAAAGGAGCUGAUCCUGCAGUUUCCCUUUUCUGCUGCUCGACAUUUUCCCAAGGUGCUGGGGAGUUUGGAACAGCAGCUGGAAGAACUUCGGUUGGAGUUCGCGCCCUGUCUUCCUGAAAGUGGCAUCAGGCGACGUGCCCAGGCGCUGUGCUAUCGCAUGAGUCACGUGUUGAGUCACGUGUUGAGUCACGUGUUGCAUGUCUUAAGGUACAUUGAGUUGCAAGAGAUGGCUGUCAACCCUGUGGUCGAAGAAGUUCAGGACCGAUUGAGUCAUGCGACGGAGAGUUCCCAAGCGCGUGAAGUCUUCGCAGCUCCCAAGUACCGGCGCGGGGGCAGCUGCUUGGGGCAGACGAAGGCGCUGGUGAAGAAGCGCAUCAAGUACGGCGUCCGGGAUCAUCGUGGGGUCCUGUGCCAGUUGCUGAUGCCAACGGCCACGCUGGUCUUGUUUUUGGUGCUACUGUCCCGGAAACUCUUUAGCAGCCAACCGAUUCUGGAGCUCGCAGUACAGGACUACAACAAACAUUGUCAUGGCAGUUCCUUCAGACGCCGGGACUUCUCCAACCGGGUGGAGUUCAGUCACCUGCCCGUGGUGAACCCUGAAAAAGCCAUGGAAGUACUGAAGCCCGGCGAGGACUCGCUAAACGAGGCAUGUCGAAGCAUCGAAGCACGCAACAAAGUCGGUUUGAUGCUGAGAAGUUCCAGUACCUGUUCAACUGCAGUGCCUCAAAUUCAGUCUGAAUUCUUCUGCCUUCCGAAGACAUCACUCCACAGCACUCCACAGCACUUGACAUCGCAGGAGCUUUGGCACGGAGAAUUGCGACAUCACUCGCCGCCACUCGUCUCCGACGAAGAGAUGCGCAUUAAGGAGGAGCUGCGGGCUGAACUGCCACUGUCGCGGCACUACAAGGAGCAGGUUGCGGCAGCUUUUGUGGCUCUAUUCCGAGGUGAAGAACUUUUUCUGGUGCGCGGCAAGCAAAGCGGUCUGUGGCAAUUGCCCGGUGGAAUGAUUGAGGCCUCUGACUUGAGUGUUUGGGAUGCAGCGACGCGAGAGUUUUUUGAGGAACUGCACACAGUUGAUUCAGAGGAGACUGGCAGUCAGGCUCCCUUGCCUGCUUCGCGAUUGCAAGGAUGGUUUGAAACCACCAUCCAGCUGCCUAAAACGCUUUUUCGAGGAGUGAUUUUUGUCCUGCAGACAGAAGAUUCAGCGGAGGUCCCCUUCGCUGCAAACGGAGAGACCUGUGAAGCGACGUGGAAACCCUGGCGAUGCCUCGAGGAGUUGGACUUCCGUUGGCCCAACGAUCAGUGCCUCGCCGAGAUCACCGUUGAUCGAAGUGAAUAG